UGCUCGAACCGAGGGAUUACACUCACGUCUUGAAAGCUUGUGGGUCUAGCAGACGGGGAUGUCUUGGAUAUGCUAUAUAAAGCUGAACACGAGUUAGGGUAAAUCAAUGACACAUACCCAGACUCAUAACAGUGCAACUGGACCUUUUAACUUACUCAUUUCAUCGGGAGGUUUCAACGGGAUUUGUGUGUAACUUCGUAUCAUUUUCACAAUGGGGCAUAUACCACAUUGGCUAUUGUUUUUACAAACGGUGAUAUGUGUAUAUUUUGAUAUUGACAUGAGUGCGAGGUCCUCUUCCUUCGCGCAGGCGACAUCUGUGAUACCUCACAGGACUUCUAAUGAUUUAUACAUGGAUCCUUGUAAAGCAGCUGGCUUCAUGGGAGACAUAGCAAUGACAGCAGAUGAAUAUGAAGCACAAAAACACAGAUAUCGUGAGAGGAAUCAGGGUCUGUGGGAACUUCAAGUCGAAGACCCUGGAAAUUACGGAUAUGAGGAUAAAAAGUUCAGUAAAAAGGAUAUGUUUAAUCCAAAAACAUUAAAAGAUAAAAGAUAUUUAAAGAAAAUUUUAAAACAAAAAGUUAAACAGAUGAAGUUACCAUGUACAAAAGGGAGUAAAAAAAUAUGUCGAAAAGAUCGACAUACAAUGAAGGAAGAAAUAAAAAAAUUACGAGAGAAAUGGAGGAAGCUGAGGUCCGAGCUGAAGCGUCAAAGAGGAAUCGCAAAGAAAUUGAGACAAGAAGCAAGGAAAAAGAAUCCCUCCAGAGUUUUGAAAAUUGACCGAGAAUCUAUGUUUGAAGAAGAUGACUUGGAUAAAAAGUCCUCUAAGCCCAAGCAGUCCUCAAGGAGGAGGUUUCGGCGAGCAGCGACGGCAAAGCCCAACCGACUGUGGGACUAUGGAGUCAUACCCUAUGAAAUUGAGUCCAAUUUUACUGGUGCCAACAAGGCGUUGUUCAAACUGGCCAUGCGACACUGGGAGAACUACACAUGCAUCACCUUCAUAGAGAAAAGGGCGGAGGAUCAGGACUACAUUAAGUUCACAGAACGCUCUUGUGGAUGUUGUUCCUUCGUAGGAAAACGUGGCAACGGCCCUCAAGCUAUAUCCAUUGGCAAGAACUGUGACAAGUUUGGUAUUGUCGUUCAUGAGCUGGGUCAUGUGAUCGGGUUCUGGCAUGAACACACACGGCCUGAUCGUGACAAUCACGUACAGAUCAACUAUAAUCAUAUCAUGCCAGGCCAGGAAUACAACUUCAACAAGCUGACACCGAGCGAAGUGAACUCUCUCGGCGAGGAGUACGACUACGGCAGCAUCAUGCACUAUGCUCGCAACACAUUUGCCCGUAACACGUACCUGGACACGAUAUUGCCAAGCAGAAAGCCGGGAGUGCUGGUGCGGCCAGAGAUUGGACAGAGGGUACGACUCAGUCCUGGGGACAUCCGACAAGCAAACAAACUCUACAGAUGUCCCAAGUGUGGUCGCACGUUACAAGAAUCAAGCGGCAAGUUCGCCCAUAACCCUGUCACAUCCAAGAGUAACCUGUGCCAGUGGAGGAUCUCGGCUACCCACGGAGAGAAGAUUGUCCUCAACAUCACCAAGCUGGACAUCCCCAAGUCCUACAACUGUGAGAAGGAUUAUCUGGAAGUGCGGGACGGAUACUAUGUCAAGUCUUCACUGCUUGGUCGGUUCUGUGGUGACUUAGUGCCAGAUACGCUGGUUUCCACGGACACCAGAAUGUGGAUUGAGUACAAGAGCAGCAAGAAAGAAGGCAAGGGUUUCCUGGCUGAGUAUGAAGCUAUCUGUGGUGGAGAGAUUGUCCGAGAAUUUGAGGCUCACUUGACAAGUCCAAACUACCCUGAUGACUAUCGGCCAAAUAAGGAGUGUGUCUGGAAGAUCACAGUCCCUGAAACCUACUCUGUCGCUCUAAAGUUCCAGUCAUUUGAGAUUGAGAAUCACGACAACUGUGUGUACGACUAUCUCGAGGUACGUGACGGCCAUGAUAAGAUGUCCACACUCAUCGGGAAGUACUGUGGCUACAAGAUCCCAGAAGACAUCAAGUCAACCAGCAACAAGCUGUAUGUCAAGUUCGUGUCAGAUGGAUCCGUACAGAAAGCUGGCUUUGCUGCAAGUUUUGUUAAAGAAUACGACGAGUGUGCGACCGACGUUCAUGGCUGCGACCACAUCUGUGUGAACACCCUGGGAAGUUUCAAGUGCAAGUGUAGGAUCGGCUACGAGCUUCAUUCAGAUGGAAAGAGAUGUGAAGAUGCAUGUGGAGGUUACAUUGACCAGGAGAACGGCACCAUCCAGAGCCCCUCCUUCCCAGAACUGUAUCCCCCCAACAAGAACUGUGUUUGGCAGAUUGUGGCACCGGAACAGUACCGAAUCAUGCUCAACUUCUCCCACUUUGACCUGGAAGGAAACAAUCGUGACUGUGAGUACGACUCGGUGCGAGUCAGCAGCGGAGUGGGCAAAGAGUCCAAGCUCCAUGGCGUUUAUUGUGGUGCCUCCCUACCCACCACUGUCACCUCCGAGGUCAACACACUGAGGAUAGAGUUCAAUUCUGACAACUCAGUCCAGAAGUCUGGCUUCAUGGCCAAAUACAUGACAGACAAGGAUGAGUGUGCCGUGGAGAAUGGCGGGUGCCAGCACAUCUGCAAGAACACUGUGGGCUCCUACAAGUGUGCCUGCUACAACGGAUUCACACUACACGAGAACCAGCAUGACUGUAAAGAAGGUGGCUGUCAACAUGAGAUCUCCGACCCCUACGGUGAAAUCAGCAGCCCGAACUGGCCCAACUUCUACCCCAGUCGGAAAGACUGUGUGUGGCAUUUCACAACGAAACCCGGCCACCGAAUUAAGCUCACCUUCCAUGACUUCGAGUUGGAGCCCCAUCAGGAGUGCACGUACGACCACAUCAUCGUGUUCGAUGGAGACGAUAACAGCGCAAGAAGUCUGGGUAAAUUCUGCGGGAGUAAACAACCAGAUCCGAUCACCUCCAGUGGGAAUAGGAUGUACAUGGUGUUCUACUCGGAUGCGUCAGUUCAACGCAAGGGAUUCCAUGCUGAACACGAAUCAGUUUGUGGCGGUCACCUUGUUGCUACAAAAAACAAUCAGAACCUGUUCUCACAUGCCAAAUAUGGCGACCAGCACUACGACAAUAGAGAGGAGUGUGAGUGGACGAUCCAGGCCAGGGAGGGCUACCACAUCAGGUUCCACUUCGUGGAGUUCGAGGUGGAGGAGGAGACAGACUGUGGCUACGACUCCAUCGAGGUGUUUGACGGUGCCCAUGACACAAGCCCCACCUUGGGCAGACACUGUGGUGCUACAAUCCCAGACGACAUAAUGUCAUCAGGAGAGACGCUGAUGAUCCGCUUUAAGUCGGACGAUACGCUCAACUCCAAGGGCUUCUUUGGAACUUACAGAUUGGAGGAUAACUCCAAUACACAGACGUUCGACACUGUCAAAGAGUUGGAGACAGAGUUCCAGUGAGCCUGAACUGAAAUAGUUCACCAACAAUUUCUUGCCAGUUCGGCGCAAGCCUCGGCACCAUCUUCCACCAUUGUCAUGGCAACAACACAACAGCUGAUAUUACAAAAAAUAGGGCAGGGUUGGUGUCAGGAGUUGUCAAAAUGAAGAUGACAAACUAUUUCUUCAUGGAUGUCUAUGAGUUCAGUGCUAGCCAUUUUAAGAGUGGAAUCAAAAUAUUGGAAUGGUAAGUUCCAAAACCAUAGGUUCAGAGAUGUGCGUCAUUUAGAGUGUAUGAAUAUUCAUAUGUGUUGUCUGUUGGUCUGGGUUCUCGGCUAGACAAACAGUCUGGCCGCCUGAUUGGUGUAAAAUUGGGACACACUUGGACGGACGCUCUCGUAUAAUACUCAAACACGCCUGCAGCUGAGUGACGAAAUGGAGGAAGGAGUUGAAAAUGGGACUUCAUUUUAAGCAGAAGAGUGCUGUGAGAGUAUGUUUAUAGCUCAAUACGUUUGUAUAUUGUCAUCUGUAUUUGUUAUUGAUGUUACCAUGGUUACUGUGUACAUAACAUCAGAGCUGCUACCUGUGAAAGUCAUCACGGCUUUACUGAUCGGAAAAUGGUUUACCCGAUUUAUACACAGGCCUUUAGCUUGAAAUAAGUUCUGUGAUUGUAGAGUUUUUGUACGGAGAGAAUGUUUGAUACUUUCGAGAAGAAAAACUCAUAUUUAAUCAAGGCAGAUUCGGAUCAAGUUUAUUGAUUUGCUAAACAAAAAAUGCAUCAAAAUGCUAAUUUCAUUUUGACCUGACUUUCACGGAAUGGCACCCUUGUAUAUAGUAGGAGUCAGCAGGAAGCCUCUCUAACACAAACAUUCAAAGGAACUUUGGACAUGGUAUGUUCAGAAAUAAUAAGGAACAAAAAAUUAUACACUUUUAUAUACAUUUUUUUUCCAAAAAAUAAUUUUUUUAAUUGUAAAACUAGUUUGCAAAGUUGUUUUUUUUUUAAAAAAGCAAUAAUUUUGUCUAAAAGCCAGGCUUUUGAAAAAAGCAGGUUAAGUAUUAGAUAACAUCAGACAGUUAUUUUCAACAAAUGAGGGAGGGAGUCCAUGUAUGGCACGAGAGGGUUCAUUUUAUGUGAUGGGGAUAAAUGUUUAUUGUUUCACAUCGAAAAGACAAUGGUUGUGUCCAGGUCUUAAGACUUUGGGUGAUUUUUGUGUUAGUGAGGCUUAUUGUUAGUGUUUUGGUGCAAUUUUGUGUAUUCUGAGCAUAAUUUAGUAUUUGACCAGCUCACAACCUCCAUAGGAUGUGAGCUUUAACAAUAUGGUGCUUGCCGAGUCUGCAGCAAACAGGUUUAUCAUUUAACUCAUUUAAAUGUUGUUGAUGUUUUAGCAUCUGUGAAACAGCAGCAGAACAGAUUUUAAUCUAAAUCCUGACAAGGUUUUGGAUAUCUUCUGAACAGUGUGAUAUUUAAAUUAGUGCUUUGUAAAACAUUUUGUAAUUUUCCAUAUUACAUAAAUGUGUGAGCUGAAAUUUUAUUUUAAUGUUUUAUGAACAUGUUAAAACUGUAUAGAAAUGAUUUUAACACACACAAAUUCUAAAUUUAAGUGAAUUUUACAGAUUUUAUUGAUGUAAUUCAAAUCUUCAAGAAGCAUAAACAUGAAAUGAAUGACAUGCUUAGUCAUUGUACAUCAUUCUAUAACAAUGAUUUUUAUAUAUUUUGAUAUUUGACGUUGGCUUAUUUCAGUCUGUGUACAGAAGGAAUACAAGUCAGAAACAAUAUCACUAUAUACAACUAAAGCAGGCAGGGCCUAUUACUUAAGGAUGGGAAAGGAAGCGACAUGAGAAAAACUGAAUUGUAAACAAUCUCUGUACAUGAAGGGGUCUCCACAUAAAGUUUGUGCAAUCUGUAGAUAUGUUUCAUCAUGUCACAAACAUUAAGGGUCCAGCGUGGCAGAAUCAUGGCUACCAGGGUGCAGUCAAGUGUUGAAUACUGUGGAUCCAUCUUUUUGGAAAAUGUAUCUGUGCAUUUUUUUAUUUAGCAAUUCCUGUUGGGGAAAAGAUAUCACUUAACAAUUACCUAUAAAACUUCCAAAUGUAAAAGAGUUUAGUAUGUUUCAAAAAGAGGGAUGUGCACCCCUGGAUCCAACCCCCUGGAUCCACGCCCCUGGAUCCCCACCCCAUGGAUCCACGCCCCCAGAUCCCCACACCCCCAUCUCCGUCAGUCUGCAGUUCACAAUCAGGAAUCUUUCAAGAACUGAAGCUGUGAAGAAUGAUUACAAAUGGGGAUGCUUAAUGUUGUGCUUGGUACAUGACACACAAGCUGCCUUCUUCAUGAUACGAACAAUAGGAACAAAGCUGUUUCAUCAGCUUAAGCUGAGGUAACCGUAUGUUUGCGCUGCUCCCGAUAAACGUCCGUGAUGUUAAAAUGAAAAUCGCUUAUAGGUGGCAGCAUAGAGAUAAUUACCACAGGUACAUCCGUACCUGAUGCUGAAACAGCUGAGAGGGGAAGGGUCGAAUGAAGGAGGUGGCGGGCUAGCCCAGUAGUUCAGGUCAUCACUCCUGGUUCAGUUCUGUGUGGGGGUACAGUGGGAAGUCAAUUCUGGGGAGUCCCCAUGGAGAUAAGGCUGGCAAUAUUCUGAACAUGGCAUAAUACCAACCUCACUCACUUGUUCCACAAGGAUGGAAUGGGGCAUUGAAUAUUAUUUUGUUCAUUCAUAACCUCCAAAGUACCAUUUCUCAUUUUCAACUUGGCAUCAGUUAUUUUUGGGGACAUAGUUUGUUAGUGACGAUUAUUCUAAGGUAACCGAUGUUACUUCUACAAAGUGAAGCACAAGGUCCAUGGUGUCUGUUAGAGAUUGAGAACUGCGAUAGUCUUAGGGCUAAGAUCGCUGUGAGCAGAGGUUCUCGAAAAGCAAUCUUCGCUCUAUGACCAUUGUAAGUCUCUGAUAGAGAUUGAGAAUUGCGAUAGUCUUAGGGCUAACAUCGCUGUGAGCAGAGGUUCUCGAAAAGCAAUCUUCGCUCUAUGACCAUUGUAAGUCUCUGACAGAGAUUGAGAAUUGCGACAGUCUUAGGGCUAAGAUCACUGAAAGCAAUCUCUACGAAUGUUGUAUGGUUCUACAGUUUGCUUGGCACUUCUGAGAAGUUGACAGAUGACAAGUAGACAUAGGUUUAUGAAAAACAACUUCUUUGUUAUAUUGUAAUAGCAACGUUUCUGUAUAGAUCCUAAUACCGUUAUCAAGCAAGGAAAUGUUGUUAAAUACCGUACAGUAUAGAAGUUGUUAUCGAUGAACCUUUGUCUAUUUUGUAAGGUUCUGUUAAAGCAUGGACGAUGUGCCUCUCCCAGCACUGAGAUCGCUUUAAGCAAAAAGCAAUCUUGACGCUAUGACUGUUAAUGCUCUGUUAGAGAAUGGAAAUUGUGACAGUCUUAGCGCUGAGAUUGCUGUAGGGAAUGCUUCCACAAAGCAGUCUUAACGCUACUGUGUUGUCGAAGAUUGUCAUAGUGCUGUCUUUGUGAGACGGCCCUCAAUAAUCGACAUGAUGCUCCUUUGCCCGAGUCCGUGAUAACGCCUUCUCCCAUCAUGCUGCUGCUGUACAUUAGGUUUAGUCAGGGAUGUAGCUCUAUGGCAGUGAUGUUGUCCGUGAGUGUUGUUUCAUGUCCUUAGGGAAGCCUCAUUUCUAUUGGUUGUUGUACCAUAUGACUAAUGUAGCAAGUUUUGUGAUGGCAGAUCGUUUUUAGACUACUUGUCUUCGUUUUACAUUUGAAGCACUUUUGGAUGUGAAUUUACAGUUAAAAAAGUCGUAUUUGAUACCAUCAAUAAAACAUGUACAGCGUUUUAA
Molecule: messenger RNA, 7294 nt
Organism: Haliotis rufescens (red abalone)
Lineage: Eukaryota; Metazoa; Mollusca; Gastropoda; Lepetellida; Haliotidae
Product: bone morphogenetic protein 1-like
Exons: 18
Coding region: 212-3484 (1090 amino acids)
Biological process (GO): proteolysis
Molecular function (GO): metalloendopeptidase activity; zinc ion binding; calcium ion binding
Source: RefSeq, a predicted model, not a curated record